Racocetra persica is the source of this 238-nucleotide messenger RNA. NCBI's taxonomy places the organism in Eukaryota, Fungi, Glomeromycota, Glomeromycetes, Diversisporales, Gigasporaceae. The record is from the annotation of a GenBank genome assembly.
AUGUCUCAAGUUGAAGUUUGCACAAUUAAGAAAACAGAUCUUACAUGGUUCAGAGAGAACAAAAAAACAAAUUUUAGAAGACCAAUUAUGUUUCCUGACAAUGAAGGACAUAUAACUAAAUAUAUUCAAAUCAAGUUAAGUGAUAAGCAAAAUGUUCUUUUUGACAAAGAACGUCGAGAAUUUCUUAAACAGUAUAAAUUUGUUCUCGAUAAAGAUAAUAAUAUUAUUGAUAAAGCUA